CAACAAUAGCCCGUGUCGCACCACACGGAGGCGUUGGCGGCUCAGUGUGUUCACCAAGAAGAUUCGGCUCCAGAAUGUUGCACCAUGUGAAAGAUCCAAGAUCAAAAGGAAACAAAACACAAAUAGAAAGGAUCGUAGCUUCGGGGUGUUACAAUUAUAACAGGACGGAAUCAUAGAUGAUCUUUAUCAUUUGCGAAAUCGACAGCCCCACUUUGAUAGCCCCAGAAUGUUGCCUCAUUUAGUCAAGAACAAGUUCGAUCCUGAUGUGCCUCGUCAUGUAGCAAAUGUACUUAUGAUGUACUAGCAAAUGUAGUAGAGUGAGUGAGUGCAGAAGUCUUUUGUGGGAUCUUGUCACAUCGAUUCAUCCCGCCGGUAGAUGCAGCAAACCUAUUUAGGAUGCACAGAAUAGAAUAGAAGUACUUCUUGAAUGUACUAGCAAAGAAGAUGUGGAUGUGCAUAAUGGAGGUAUACAGUAUCGCACUCAUAGCCAGACUAAUGGAGGUAUAGCUCAUCUCUGGCUCUAAUACCCGAAAGAGUGGUCUAUGGUACGGCGCACAUGAUGGCGCCAGUAUUUGGCAAGCUUUCUGAUGAAACAAAACACCCAUGGGGCAAGAGGAGACCGAUGAUGGCCUUCGCGCUGAUCUUAGUCGUUGGGAGUCAUGCAGUCCUGUAUGUCGCAAGUGAACGACUUUGGAUGUCACUCUACUUGGUUGGCCUUUUCUUUGCCAUGAUUGCCAAAAAUAUGGUUAUUGCGGUCAAUGCGGCGUUCCUCACUGACGUGGUUCCGAAAGAAUUGAGUAGUUCCGCUGCGUCUAUUACUGCCGCUCAUUAAGGCUUCCGGGAAUCUCCCAUGAUUUUGAAAAGCAUCUUGCUUGGGGCACCUACAACUUGGCUCUACCUACUAGGGCAAAAACAAAAACAGAGGACCCAUCCGCACCCACGAUGAAUUUCAAUCCAUUUCCAUUUCGGCCGCUUGUGGUCUAAGUUCAGGCCGCUUGUGGUUGCAUCAUAGGGUUUCUGAUACAAUAUUGGUUUGCGGAUGCGCAUGUGAAGUACACUUACCUGAUCGUGACUUUCUUCUUCCUGCUGACACAAGCAAUCUUUUUUGCCGCAGCCAGGGAGCCACCUACAUCAAAUAUCGGGGAAGAGGGAAAUGAUGUUGAUAGUACAACUAUUAAGGGUAGGUAGUUAAAGGUGCUUUAGCUUUUCUUACCGCUUUUUAUGCCUCUCCUAAGGGAGAAAGGCAUAACAAGCGGGGCAAGCGAGCACCAAAAACCUACCUCUAAAACUAUAGCAGACGAAAUGAUGCUUAACUUAAGGCACCACCCACGAGGGCAUUCUCAGCGCUGUCCUGUCUCUUUUUCUACGUACUUGAGAAAGAAGCCAAGGAGUCUCUGAGGGCUGCGAAUGUGGUAGCUCUAAAAAUAGCAGGAGAAAAUCUUCAUGAAGACGAACAUGAAGAUGGAACAUUUAUAUCAGCACGAAUCAGAAGCGGAAAGCCACAUGAGCAAGAGGAGUCUCAGAGUUCUGCGGAGCCUGAAGCAGAAGCUGAAAUCCAAGAUCUUGAGGAGCAAGCUGCUAAGAAAGGUCAACAAGACAAGAAGAAGAAGAAACGCAAAGCAGUGGAUUUAGAAGACCAAGGAGACAAUCAUAAUCAUGGUCAAAGAGGUAGGGGACAAAGAGGCACUUCCACCACUAGAGGCGCUGCUGCCACAGCAACUACUACAUCAACUGCAGCUAGGCGAAGCAUCAUCGAAUUACUUAAAGAGUCCUGGCGGGAAUCCUAUAACGCCUUGACGCUAUCGCAGGACUACGGGCUCCUUGCAGGGGUUCGUGUUGUUAAGGCUUGAGCAACGAACUCCUUUUUAGUACCAGAAACUUUAAGUAUAUCAACGUUCCGAAUUUGGUAGAUGUUGAUCUUGAUGCAUGUCCAUCCUGUUCUAGGUACUACUGGCUCACGCGCCAGCACACUUCCUAAUUAUCGAUCCUUGUGCGUUAGAUUUUCCUUCUCUAAUCUCGUCUUCUACUCCGCUUGCAGUUGCAUGUCGAUGUUCUUGUUUUAUUUGCGGGAUGCACUUCACGUUCCCACGAGAGCAGAGGGGAUUCGACAACUCUCCGUCGUGGCAAUCUUGUCUCAGUGCACAGUGCUGUUGUUUGCGAUUCCAGCUUCAUUAUUGUUGUCUUAAGGCUGACGUUAUUGUUAUACUUAGAUUCCAUUACCAGGAGCAGGAGAUUUUAUAUAAAUAUAAAUAUACUUAGAGUUAGAUAUUUAUCACCAUUCAUCGUUGUUGAAGUGGAAGAAAUCUAAAAAUUCAUAUUCCCUGUCCCGCAAAUUCUUACUCAGUACUUUUCACCAAACCCCUCCUCCUCUUUUUUUUUACCCGCAGUCUUACCAUCUGAAUUUGUUACGCACUGGCUUUCUCCUUCUAAUCCGCAGAACAGCAGUCUUACCAUGACGAGACUGGGUUACAGAGAGUGCAGACUCCCCGUACCCAACUGGCGGAAGGUACUAGGUCCGUGGCAUUGCAGAAGACGCUCUCCUUUCUCGGAAUCCUGGCUCAGAUCUUCCUCUUCCUGGCACUUGUUUUAUGUCUGGCUGGUUAUUCCUAUCGUGAUAGGACAGAAUGAGAAUGGAUCAGGUUUUUCUUGAUGUUAGAGCAGUGAUGAAAGUGAUCAUCAGGGUGCUACUCGACUCAGACACAACUAGAGUCCGGGUAAUGAUAUGAGGCGAUUCCUAUGGCAACUUGAUGGGGCCAAAGAUUGAAUGGCUCUGGUAUUUGGUAACCUGAUUUCGAUCAUGAGGAAAACAAGAAGGGAAUCCUUGUGAUCGAAUUCAGGCUAUACCAAAAAUACCAGAGCCAUACAUUAUCGUGAUAGGACAAAAUGAGAAUGACUGAUGCACACACAAAAUAAAACUCUAACACCUAUUGUCCCUGGCUUCGCACUAAGCCAUGGACCGGACUUCCUCAGCGGUUGUGUCUACGUUGGAGGCAUUCUAUAUGGCCUCAGUACGUGCUUGAUGGCCAUCGGCGACAUGGGGUUGGCACUCAGAUUGGUUUUAUGAUGAUUGUCAUGGGUCGGUUAGUAGUUACAGUUAGACUUACACUUACUCUUACAGUCGUGUGAUAAAUAAAGAAAAAACUAGAUGAUAUACUUUUUCACUUCUAGAGCUUCACCCUGUUCUCUGCUGUACUACAAGACCCCAUCGCCUGCUGUACUACAAGACCCCAUUGCCUGCUGUACUACAAGACCCCAUUUAUUUUCAUCUUCGUCCCCAUCUCGUCCGGCACUCACGUUCUAAUUCUUCCCCGCUCAAGUCCACUCACUUUCUAACGUACCCCUUCUAGUCCCCACACUUUCUAACUCUCUAGUGGUCCCCACACCUUCUAACUCUUCCCGCAGGCGUUGGUCACGGAGCUGCAAUGGCGCUUUUUGGUCCUUCGACGACUUACGGAUACGUCUUAGGCAGUGUCGUGAUAGGCUUUGGAUUGAGCUUCUUCAAGGUUGCGCCUGAUGCUGCAGACUUAACAUCUCAGCAUCCUUUACUAAGCGGCAUGCAGAAGGAGAACAACGAUGUAUGGUUGUAGUUUUUUCUCUCAUCAGCUCCUAAAUAAGCAAAGAACUAAUGCUUGUUCCUCCCUUUAAUGAUACACCCAUGAUCUCAACCUUUAAUACAGCACCAUUCAAAAGUCAUCUGGAGGCUUUAGUAAAGAAUAAUACAGGACGAGGACCAUUCAGCUGAAUAGUUCCGGUAUUUGGUAACCUGAGUUUGAUCAUAAGGGAAAACAAGAAGAGAACCCUUGUGAUCAAAUUCAGGUUCUCCCGGAGGGCCAUUCAGCAUCUCCCGGAGGAUAUAACUCCUUUCAUAGAAUGCUGGCAAGCAGGUCCCCGGUAUGGGCGCUGCUGGUGGAAUCGAUGGGGAUUGGGUUCCAGCUUACAAAACAGAAGGAUACCAGAUGAUUUCGCUUUGCUGUAUCAUGCUUAUGGCUCCUUUAGGUUCAAGAACAUGGAAAAUGAUAAUCCUUGUCAAGGCUAUCGCUAUUGAGGACUUGAUGUUACUAAGUAGUUGCAAUUAAUAUUGCAAAGUUGAUAUAGUACUUCAUAACGUGAUUAAGUAGUUGCAAAUCUCAACAUCGCGAAAGAGAUAUUAACGAUUCCUGCUUCAAUAGUAGAUGAAUAACUUGUUGUUCACUCAGGUAUGGCUACAAGUGCAAGGUUUAGUGGUCCUAGAAAUACUACUUCGUCCAAAUCAUGCGGUCGUGGUCGCAAUAGCCUACUUUCAUACCUUUGCGAAUUUGGUCUGUCCUCUUCCCCUCAUCAACCCUACUUUCAUGCCUUUGUGCAUUCUGUCCGCAGUACUGCUUUACCUCGUGGACACGCCACGAGCAUUGCGUGCUUCACUCUCGGUGGUGCAAAACUACAAGCAGGAUUCGGAAAGAGUAGUGGAUGAGGAGAGUCCAGCUACGUCGAAUGACGAUCAUGAGCAACCGGGAACUUCGGAAACCGAGUUUGCGGCAGACGAUCAUGUUGGCGAAUUCCACUCAAGAGUGGGGAGAGCAGGAAAUGGGAGGUAGAUUGAUGUUGAAGAAAGGGGAUUUUGAGAUACACAAUACUAUUGCUUCCGGUUAAGUAGAUUAGUGGUCGAUACUGGGUGUAGAGAAAAAACGAGGUACUAAAUCGUACUGCUGCUUGUUGAGGUGGACGAGGAGGAUGUAAGUUUAACUGAUGCAACUUAGCUAUGUUGACAUUUGGUUUGUGAUUAUUUCCUUGUGCAUGUGCAAAUAGUAGAUGUAGAGUGCUGGUGGGGGAGACUUACUAUUUAACUGUGACUUCUAAGUACCUGUACCUAUUACGUAGACUUACUAGAAGACAUUUCCUUUCAACAACGUGUGCAAUGAAUUGUAUUUGCUGUCAUCAAUAAUAUCAUGAUCAUUUUCAACAUAGUUCUUCACCAGUCUGUCAUAUGGAAGAGGGCGUGGGCGAUGAUAGAGACUGAUGCUCAUGCUGAGCGCAAGAAAUAGUAUGUGCAUGACGUACAGAUUGUUAUCUGAUGGUUCUAUUUGCAGAGCUUAGAACUAACAUCGUUUCAGCCUCGCCGGCUCUAGUAGAGUUUGUC
This is a messenger RNA of Amoebophrya sp. A25, 5116 nucleotides long. The record is from the annotation of a GenBank genome assembly. NCBI's taxonomy places the organism in Eukaryota, Dinophyceae, Syndiniales, Amoebophryaceae.